AUGAGUCUGAGGAUGAUAUUGAUAGUGGAGAAUUCUUCAAUUCUAGCCAAAUAGCCUUAGAAACAAUCAUAGAUGCUGAGAAUCUAUUUUUUGUAUCUGGACAUGAUUCUAAAGAUGCAACCGUUAAUCAGGAUGAGCUAGUACCAUUAAAGAAUACUCACAAGCAGUUAUUUUCUGAGAUUGAUGAUGAUUUGCCUUCAUCUCAUAUAAUGUCAGUAAUGGAAAAAUAUCAUGCAAAAUCAAC
Racocetra fulgida is the source of this 244-nucleotide messenger RNA. Lineage: Eukaryota; Fungi; Glomeromycota; Glomeromycetes; Diversisporales; Gigasporaceae. The record is from the annotation of a GenBank genome assembly.